Molecule: messenger RNA, 1957 nt
Organism: Cuscuta campestris
Lineage: Eukaryota; Viridiplantae; Streptophyta; Magnoliopsida; Solanales; Convolvulaceae
Source: the annotation of a GenBank genome assembly
GAGAAAAGGACAAAAAGAAAGUCCAAAAUAUCCUUAAAAAAUGGCCACCUGUCCGCCCCAGCAGAACAUCCAGUCACCCCUCAAUCCCUCAUCCAUUACUCCCACUCCGUCAAACCUCCGCCGUCCCCACCACCACCCCCACUUUGGCCCCACUCCCACUGCAAAUAUACCCCGUUCCCCACUUCUCCUCUCCCUCUUUAUUAGCCUUCAUCCGUAUCCCCUCCUCCCCUGCAAAUCCCCUCCUUUCCCUUUCGCUCAAGAUAUGGCUGCUGUUAAGAAAUCCUUGCCGGAUUUCUCGCUGCCGUCGGAUUUUUUCUCCGACAGCGACGUUUUCCCGGAGAAAUACCGGAAGCCUGACACUGAUAUCUGUUUCCCGGCCGAGUUCCCGUAUGACCUCUGCUCCUCUCCGGCCGGAUCUGCCGAGAGUGACGACGACGAGUUUCUUUCCAGUUUGACCCGCCGGCUUGCUCUGUCUUCUUUGCCGGAGGACACUCUGAACUCCUCCUCCUCCUGGCAAAAUCACUUUGAGGCAUGGCUGCUCUCGCGGUCGCCGGAGAAGACUUUGAGAAGAGAAAGAAGCUGGUCGGGUCGAGGCUCCGGCACACUGAACGGGCCCUCGCUGAUAUCCUCUCCCACUACGCCGCUCGGCUUUAAGAAAGAUUCGUGGGAUCUGAUACUUCAGGCCGCCGGUCGAGUUGCGGCGCUGCAAAUGAGGGCCGGAGAGGAAUCUCUGAUCGAUCACCGUCUUCCGGGUCAUCGGACUUUUCCCCUGUUCUCGCCGCCGCCGCACAAAGCUAGAGGAGUUGGGCCGUUUGUUUCUAGCAACGCCGCCUCCUUGCAGGGCAGGCCAGGUACUAUGCCAUACGGCGGCGCCGGCGGCUCUUGCGUCGGCGGAGUGAAGAGAGAGCGUUCUGGGACCGGCGUUUUCUUGCCGAUGCCAUAUGCAAGUGACACUAGUACCCAUCGGUAUCCUAUGAAUUCCGGCCGCAACAAAGCAGGCUUCUGCCCAAAUGCUAGGGCUGUUCCUUCUACACCCAACAACUUUCGCGACAUCAUUGGCUCUACUCAACCUCGUCUAAACAUCAACUUUGUUUCGGAUUAUGAUGUGAUGCUUGCAAGAAGGAAUGCCGCACUGCUAGCGCAAAACAAGAAAGACUUUCGCCCCGAAAUAAUGCUUCCCCAGGAAUGGACCUAUUGACACUGCUGAGGUUUUUUUUAACAAGAAGUGGUCUUUUAGGACAAUAAUUAGUGAUCAAGUACCUAAAUAAAUAGUAGAUGCAAUAACAAAUCUUGGGGUUUUAAGGGUUAAGAGAAGGAAAAGAUGAGAUUUUUUAUAAUAUUCUUUUGGGGUUUUAUUGAGGUUUCAGAAACAUAUUCUGAAAGGGUUUGGUUUCUUUGCAUUUCUUGGCAAAGGACAGCAGAAUGAGGAAUAUAGUUAGGAGUUAUUAUUGAUAAGUGGAUUAAUUAAGAUGGGAUUUUCUUUGUUUUCUUUGUUUUCUUGAUUUCUUUGGUGGAGUAUUAAAUAAAGUUGGUUUAAAGCAGACAGGCAGAGCCAUUCCUUGUACUGAAGUGUUAAAUGUGUAAUAAGAAAAAAAUGGUUACUUUUGAAGCACACUUUGUUUAAAGUCAUUGAAGAAGGGCAUUGAAUGGGUGCAUUGUUUCUUCUGUGACUUCGUUUUUAAUUCCCUCACCAAACUCCCAAUUCUGCCAUUCAAUAUCUCUUGACUUUGGAAUCUGGUGCUUCUUGGGCAGGGCAUUAAUGGCAGCCAAACACACUUUAAUUUAUGUUGGCAUAGUGUCAUGCAAAAGAGUUGUAUCCCAUUAUGAGGGCAUGUUUGUAAAGGGUGUGUUUGUUGGAGUGGAAAUCAGGUGUGAAGGAAUUGGAAAUUUUCCAAAAUUUUACACCUAUGGUCUCCCUAUCUACUUGAAAGAGAAUGAAUAACAUUUUUAUUGGGGA